AUGUCCCGCCAACGCAAACCAAGCACCACCCAACCAACCGCCGUCGCCGCAGAAGUCCUCUCACAACCCCCCAAAGCCCUCGAAAGACUCCUCCACUGGAACGACCUCCCCCACUGGCAACGCGACAACCACCACAUCCACACCGGCUACCGACCAGCCUCAUUCUCCUUUCUAAUCUCCUUUCAAUCGCUCACCUACCUGCACAAUGAAACCGUCAACAUCUACACGCACCUACUGCCCGCCCUCAUAGCAAUCCCAUCGGCAAUCGCUCUCCACAAUGCUCUAGCCCCGCGGUAUGAAACAGCAACGCAGGCUGAUAUCAUAGCGUUUGGGUGUUUCUUUGCCGGAGCGGCAAUGUGUCUGGGCAUGUCGGCGACAUACCAUACGAUAUCGAACCACUCCCCACUCAUCGCGCGUGUCGGGAAUACGCUUGAUUAUAUCGGUAUCGUGGGCUUGAUCGUUGGAUCUUUCGUUCCUAGCAUCUACUACGGCUUUUACUGCGCCCGUGAAUUGCAACGAUUCUACUGGACCAUGAUCUGCACAAUCGGACUGGGGUGCAUAAUCGUCUCGAUCUUCCCACAAUUCCGCACACCAAAAUGGCGGCCCUUCCGCGCAUUCAUGUUCGUGGGGAUGGGAUUAUCGGCUGUAUUCCCUGUCCUGCACGGGCUGCAACUGUUCGGGCUGGAGAUGAUGAACAAGCAGAUCGGACUUGUGUGGUUAUUGACGCAGGGAGGACUGUAUAUCCUGGGCGCGGGGAUAUACGCGGCGCGCGUGCCGGAGAGAUUAUAUCCAGGUGGUUUCGAUAUCCUAGGCCAUUCACAUCAGAUAUUCCAUGUAUUGGUUGUUUGUGCGGCGGGGGCGCAUUUGAUGGGGUUGUUGGAGGCGUUUGACUAUCGGCAUAAUGUUGCGGGUGGUUGCAAGUAA
Aspergillus chevalieri is the source of this 924-nucleotide messenger RNA. Its product is annotated as hemolysin III family protein. NCBI's taxonomy places the organism in Eukaryota, Fungi, Ascomycota, Eurotiomycetes, Eurotiales, Aspergillaceae. The record is from RefSeq and is a predicted model, not a curated record. Bases 1 to 924 code for a protein of 307 amino acids. Gene Ontology annotation, molecular function: signaling receptor activity. The transcript has a single exon. Gene Ontology annotation, cellular component: membrane.